Cololabis saira (Pacific saury) is the source of this 1177-nucleotide messenger RNA. RefSeq names its product tumor necrosis factor ligand superfamily member 14-like. Bases 311 to 1096 code for a protein of 261 amino acids. The transcript has 7 exons. Lineage: Eukaryota; Metazoa; Chordata; Actinopteri; Beloniformes; Belonidae. The record is from RefSeq and is a predicted model, not a curated record. Gene Ontology annotation, molecular function: tumor necrosis factor receptor binding. Gene Ontology annotation, biological process: immune response. Gene Ontology annotation, cellular component: membrane.
GCAAGUGGACACGAGAGCUGAGAGAGGGCUGAAAUCGGUGCACUUCAAGGACCUGCUUUCUUCAAAAGGUGAAACAUCUACAACAAUCCUAAUACAUGGUGGAAUAGGCCAUAGCUGCUUAAAACUGUUGUAAGAACUUAUGCGUUAGUCAGUACUGAAACAAGCUUCAGAGGACUGAGAACACCCUGGUGCUCCUGGAUGGUUGGCUGAGCUGAGCAGGAACGAUAAAUCUCAGGAUAUCCUUCCCUGCCACAUUGACCCCGUCUGGCCCCUCAGCCCUUACAUCUUGAGUGGAUUGUGAUCGGUGGGGAUGUCAGAGGGUGGAGUGGGUACCUGCCCCCAGGUGUUUGUGGUGGACAGCCAGGCCAGCUUCAUCCAAAUGCCCAGUGAAACGAAACCAAGGUGGGCCAGAGACGGCCAGAAGUUCCUUCUCCUGCUGGUGGGGAUGUCUUUGCUGGGACUUAUUAUUGAAGGAUGUUUUAUCUACAAUCUUUACAAAAAGACUGAGGAAUUCUCUUCGUGUAGAUCUCAUCAUCUCUGCCACAACUUGUCAAAUCCAGCGACGUCCAUGCAGCAGGAUGGCACUGCAAUGGGUCGAGCAGGAUCUGCAGAGUCCAAUGAGAUUCCCCUCUUGCAGUCAACGACAAAAGACAGGCCUUUUGCUCACCUUUUGGGCGCCAAUCAGCCAAUUGACGAGGGCAAUGUGAUGCAGUGGGUGGAAGAGGGUGAAGCCGUCAUACAAAAUAUGACACAUGAGAAAGGUCGACUGAUGGUCUUGCAAACAGGGUAUUACUACCUCUACUCCAAAGUGCAAUUAAAUGCAGAAGAGUGUACGAUUAUUCAGCACAAAGUUAUGAAAGACACCAGCGCCUACGGCAAACCUUUAGAGCUUUUGAAGUCAAAACGAUAUCGCUGCUGGACCCCAAAACCUUCAAACGGAAAGGCUGUGAACAAAGAGGAGGUGUGGAGCAGUUUCCUAGCUGGAAUUUUCCACCUGCAGAAAGGAGACAAAAUCUUUGUCACGUUUGACAAACCAUUAUAUUUGCGUCAAGGACCUACAGAAAACUUCAUGGGGGCAUUUAUGAUAUCCCCAUAGAGGACCUCAAAAUGUUUUAUCUGUAAUAUAUAUACAUAUAUAUAUAUAUAUAUAUAUAUAUAUAUAUAUAUAUAUAUAUAU